CGUGCGCCUUAUUUGAUAACUAAAGCAAAUUUAAGCGAUAUUUUGUUUUCUACUUUCUAAACAAUACAUUUGCUACAGAUUUUGCUCAUUUAAUUUUCAGGUCCCGUCAUUUCAUUGGCUAUCUCAUUUAGUUCCGCCUCUAUUUACCAACCUACUUCCGCAUUGAAACAUGGCGACUUGCAUUGGCAUGGUUACCCGGCUUUGCACAUAGAACGUCUUAAAACCGAUUUCAAGACGCUUUACAAGGCAGGGAACGAAAGUAUUUACCCCCAGCCGCUCCACACAUGAGAUGCGAAGUUGUCUGUACGAACAUGUCCGCGAGGAAAGUGACAAAGUCAUUGCCAAUGUGGAGACUCGGAAAGGGGAUCUACGGGGAGAAGAUGUCAGGGAGAUUGUAAGCGUUUCUGUAUAUCCCAUCUCACCACACCAUGUUGAAUACUGUAGAUGCAGCCUAGUUACAUGCGCUUUGACCAUCAAGUCAUUGAAGUGUCUUUGAUGUGCAAGAGAGAUUGCCUCUGUGCUUUCAUAUGCUCUGUCUGUCAUUUGCCUUGAAGUACAUUCAUAUGAAUACAGCCUCCCUGGAUGUGGCAGUGUAGGCUACUGCAUUUGUAUCAAUCACAUUGCCUGGUCUCUAUAGGCCUACGUCAGUGGUGUGUUUCUGAUGCAAGUGUGUGUUGCAAGUGUGUGUUUGGCAGCAACUUGAGGUGGUGCUUGAGGAAAUCUCACAGCUGGAGGAGCAGAAGAAAGUGAUAAUCACAGAGUUCGGGCUCUUGUGGUCAGUUGAUAUAUUGACAAUGAUGCCAAUAACUGUGCCUCGAAACAUUGUUUUCAUGUUAUGAUGAGAUAUUAUUUUGUGGGCUUAUUGUGAUCAGCAUUUUCCUUCUCUUCACAGGAUCAGAAUAACAAGAAAGCCCUAGCUAAUGUACUGUAUGUUCUGUCUUGCCUGCUGUGACCUUAUGGUAUUUUCACUUAACAUCAAGGCUGAAUAGAAAGAAUACCCUUGUGGAGUAAGUAAACCAUUAUCUUCUUCAGAUUCCUGAGUUCAAGGAGGCUACGAAGGACGAUCGGGAGAUCCGCCACCGGCUGAGCCAGCUUUACCCCCGAGAACACUAUGGCUGAGCCCUGAGGCUGCCCAACACCACACACCCCAAUGUGGGGUUUAUACCAAUGGUUGUGCCAGACAUGCUGAAGGGGGCUGUAUUUGAGGGUUGUGAAAUCCAGCCUCAUGCCCACAGGUCUCAGGUGUACACUCUGGACCCCACCUGCUUCCCUGACCUCAACCUGGCUGGCACGGGGGAGAUGGGCGUAGCAGGUUAUUUUAUGGACCAUGCUGUUAACUGGAAGGACCUUCCUGUCAUGCCUGUGUGCAGUAGCACAUGUUACAGGGCUGAGACGGACACCGGCAGAGAGACUUGGGGCCUUUACAGAGUACAUCACUUCAACAAGGUGGAGAUGUUUGGUGUGACUGCAGAUGAGACUGGGGAGGAGAGCUCUCAGAUGCCGGAGGAGUUCCUGUCCCUGCAGAAGGAGAUCUCCUCCCUGGAGCUCCACUAUAGAAAGGGACAGUGUGUGUGCCUUGUGCCUCGCAGCCCUGUCCGGGGAUGGAGGUGAUUUUGAAAUACAUCGGACCGAACCAGCCCAAUCGCAUGCCCCGCCCUGUCCCAAAGCCCAGAUGACAUCAUGCACCAACACUCUUACAUCAACAGAAUAACUGAAGCCUUUCCAUCUACAGUUGAAGUCGGAAGUUUACAUACACCUUACACAAAUACAUUUAAACUCAGUUUUUCACAGUUCCUGACAUUUAAUCCUAGUAAAAAUGGCCUGUUUUAGGUCAGUUAGGAUCACCAUUUUAUUUUAAGAAUGUGAAAUGUCAGAAUAAUAGCAGAGAGAAUGAUUUAUUUCAGCUUUUAUUUAUUUCAUCACAUUUCCAGUGGGUCAGAAGUUGACAUACUCUAUUAGUAUUUGGUAACGUUGCCUUUAAAUUGUUUAACUUGGGUCAAACGUUUCAGGUAGCCUUCCACAAGCUUCCCACAAUAAGUUGGGUGAAUUUUGGCCCAUUUCCUCUUAACAGAGCUGGUGUCAGGUUUGUAGGCCUCCUUGCUCGCACACACUUUUUCAGUUCUGUCCACAAAUGUUCUAUAGGAUUGAGGUCAGGGCUUUGUGAUGGCCACUCCAAUACCUUGACUUUGUUGUCCUUAAACUCUUUUGCCACCACUUUGGAAGAAUGCUUAGGGUCAUUGUCCAUUUGGAAGACCCAUUUGCGACCAAGCUUUAACUUCCUGACUGAUGUCUUGAGAUGUUGCUUCAAUAUAGCCACAUAAUUUUCUUUCCUCAUGGUGCCAUCUAUUUUGUGAAGGGCACCAGUCCCUCCUGCAGCAAAGCACCCCCACAAUAUGAUGCUGCCACCCCCGUGCUUCACGUUGGGAUGGUGUUAUUCGGCUUGCUAGUGUGAGGAUUUAUGUUUAUGCUCUAUAACCCGCUACCAUAUUACGUAAGAUUGAAUUGUUUGAACAGCAGCUGCUUUGUCUGUGUGUGUGUGUGUGUGUGUGUGUGUGUGUGUCAAGAACUGAGCAACAUGGUGUGACUGCUGUAUGUUGCAAAACUGUAGAUAACAGCUCAACAGCUGCUUUGUCUUUGUGUUUGUGUGUGUGACAAGAACUGAGCAACGUGGUGUGACUGCUGUAUGUUGCAAAACUAUAGAUAGGCGGGUACAGGGAGGGGAGGCUCAUCACAAGGUUUAACUGACGUGGAUAAAUACUGAGUAACACAAUGACAAGAUAACAGGAACGGAGUAGUUGCAGCAACUAGAGUGUGAUACCAGAACAGUAAGAAUCUAUACAUCGAUGGAGGGAGGACUCCAAGAAGCAUCAAGAGGCGGGGACCAGCCUGAGCGCCUACGAUAGGCUGAGCAAGUCUAAACUACGCUCAGCCUCUACUGUAUAUAGAACAGUAUAAGAACAGCUGUAUACUUACUUCUAGUUAGUUCUCUGUUAACCCUGCGUGGUGACACAUUGAACCCGUAUAUACGAAAAUUGCAUUUACCAUUUAUUGCUUACUUACAGUUUUUUCCAACUGCUUACACACGUUUUCAAAACUGUCUCCUUUUUUUCAAAUCUCUACACACAAUUUUCAAAACUGCACAUGCAAAAUGCCUCACAUCUCCUUCAAAAUGUAACACUGCAUUCAAAAUGACAUAAACACAUGUCAGAAUGAAGCAUUUGCAUCAAAUGGCAAACACUACUUUCAUAAUAGUACAUUUUUGGAUAUACCAUGUAAACACUGUUGUUUUAAA
Molecule: messenger RNA, 3292 nt
Organism: Oncorhynchus nerka (sockeye salmon)
Lineage: Eukaryota; Metazoa; Chordata; Actinopteri; Salmoniformes; Salmonidae
Product: serine--tRNA ligase, mitochondrial-like
Exons: 7
Coding region: 1168-1611 (147 amino acids)
Biological process (GO): mitochondrial seryl-tRNA aminoacylation
Cellular component (GO): mitochondrion
Molecular function (GO): serine-tRNA ligase activity; tRNA binding; ATP binding
Source: RefSeq, a predicted model, not a curated record